GCGAACUGGACGCGUACUGCAUCCGUGAUCUUGCUGACUGGGCCCUCAAACAUUACAACUCCUACCACUCGGGUGCCGAGUUCCGGCUUCCUGGUCUGCCCAUCACGGCCUGCGUUGGUUUCAUGUAUCCUGAUCAGCCGACCGCACAUUUCAAGGUCGCCUGCGUUGGUUUUAGGGAAGACUUCUGGUACCACGUCAACUUCUCAGCUUGCCAGACAGAGCACAGCGAUGAGCACAACUUCUUUGCUGAGCUACGCUAUGACCGGUGCUCUCGCAAUCUUAUCGUCGAGACAUGCACCAUCUUAGAAGAGCCGUUGGACUACUUCAGAAGCAGCUGUGCAUUGUGUCAAGUUGAAUCCAAGAUUUUACAUCCAAAUGAUGUGGAACUCGGAUGCGGAAAAGAUGGGCACGAAAAGGAAAUUUUCCGCGAGAGGUGUUCAUGGAAUGGGCAAAAACAGGAAUUCUUCACCCGGAGCGACAUGCUGAAGACACCCUUCUUGUUAGGAGGAGACGGGCUUCGGUAUAGGCUAGAUUGACCAUCAUUUA
Triticum aestivum (bread wheat) is the source of this 546-nucleotide messenger RNA. RefSeq lists its product as uncharacterized. The record is from RefSeq and is a predicted model, not a curated record. The transcript is spliced from 3 exons. Bases 123 to 536 code for a protein of 137 amino acids. NCBI's taxonomy places the organism in Eukaryota, Viridiplantae, Streptophyta, Magnoliopsida, Poales, Poaceae.